AUGGUCGACCCGGACGACACAGACUUGGAGCGUUCGUGGAGCUCGACGUGGCGGGCCAUUGGGUCGGAGUUUUCGCGCGCGGUCUUGACUUUCCAACUUUCUGGCGGUCUCCAUCCCGCGCGCUCGGUGGACGGCUGCGGAAGCAUGCUUAUUGCGGAGCCCAUCCGGGACAUCUCUGAGUUGGACGCACGUGUGAUGUUUGUCAUCUGCUCGUUAUCUGUAUCAAGGUCGAGUCCGAAUGGAGAAUGCUUGUACUGGCUCUCCAAGCUGGUGAGCUGCAAUGUUUGCGGCAGAGGAAUGGACGGCUGGCGCUGGGUGCGAGGAAUUGGGCCUUUGAAGCGGGAAGCUAGCGAAACCGACUCCUUGGACUCGGACCUUUUCUCAGGUAUGCUCGACGAGGCGCUUUCCCUGGACGACGGGUCUGACUUCCGAGAAAAUCGGCUUGAGGUGCUGCCGUGGUGUUUAGCCUUUGCAGGCUCCGACUCGCGUCUGGACGGCAGGAAUCUGUGGAGCAAUGAGGAGCCUCUUUUGGACUUUUUGGGCUUGAUGGGCGCGGCCAGCGGCGGAACAGGCUUGUCACUGACGUUUCGUCGAGCAUGGAAGCCCGAGUACGUUGACGGAACACCAAAGCUCAGCAAGGAGUGCCUAUCGGAAGAGUCUUGA
This is a messenger RNA of Ogataea philodendri, 663 nucleotides long. RefSeq lists its product as uncharacterized. The record is from RefSeq and is a predicted model, not a curated record. The coding region runs from base 1 to 663 and encodes 220 amino acids. Lineage: Eukaryota; Fungi; Ascomycota; Pichiomycetes; Pichiales; Pichiaceae. The transcript has a single exon.